CCUGAUGUAAGGGAACACUCUGAUGGGGACAAUUGAUGUAAGGGGCAGGGUCAGACUAACCAUCUUGCAACUUGGACACUGCCCGAGGGCCCAGGGUCAGUAGGGGGCCCCAUAAGAUGCCCCUGGAACCUUUCAUAGGCUUUUUUGGGGUGAGGACACAGGGGCCCCAUGAUCCCCUAUUGCCCGAGGGCCCCAUGAGUUCAGGGGUGGACUGCCCCAUGAGAUGCCCCUGGUACCUUUUUCAUAGACUUUUUUGAGUUUGGGCAAGGACACAGGGGCCCCAU
Molecule: messenger RNA, 284 nt
Organism: Staurois parvus
Lineage: Eukaryota; Metazoa; Chordata; Amphibia; Anura; Ranidae
Source: the annotation of a GenBank genome assembly